Capra hircus (goat) is the source of this 3743-nucleotide messenger RNA. It is a transcript of the gene MDFIC, whose product is annotated as MyoD family inhibitor domain containing. Bases 565 to 1293 code for a protein of 242 amino acids. The transcript is spliced from 5 exons. Lineage: Eukaryota; Metazoa; Chordata; Mammalia; Artiodactyla; Bovidae. The record is from RefSeq and is a predicted model, not a curated record.
UGGCCUCCUGACCCAGACAGAGCCAGGCGCGAGGCACCCAGAGGCCGAGCCUGGGUCGCACCGCCCCCAGCCUCGGGGCAGAGAGCCAAGAGUUCAAGGCCUCUCUGAUCCGGAUAUGAUGAAAAGGCGCCACAGAGCGAGAAGUGUUUCUGGAGUGCAGGAGUGGUGGAAGGGGGAAAGAGAGGCAAAGGGGAAGAGUCCCCUCGGAGGGGAACCGGCCGGGAUGAGCUGACUGUAAAGAGGGGGCGGAGAGCACGGAGUCAGAGGAGCGGCUGCUGCCGUUGCCGCCACUGAGGUGUCUGCUGAGCGGGACGGAGGCUGGGAGGGACACCCAGAGGCGGCUGCCUGCCGUCAAGCCACCGCGACCUGCGGCCCCUGCCGGAGCCUCGCUAACUUUCCGAGGCGGAAGAGGAGGAGGAGGAGGAGGAAAGGGCUUUGAGUGUGUUGGGGGGAUGCCGAGAAGCAUUCAGUUCCCAGCACCCAACACCUCCCAGCCCCUGGUGCAUCGACCCCGAAAGGCGGCGAGCUAGGCGAAGGCGCGGCGAGGGCUCAGUGGAGCGGCCCAUGUCCGGCGCGGGCGAAGCCCUGGCUCCCGGGCCCCAGCGCGGGGCUGAGGCUGGCGGUGGCCGGCUGGGCGCCCCAGCCCAGGAAAAAUGUGAUAAAGAAAAUACUGAGAGAGAGAUAACUCAAGCUCCCGAUAGCUGCUUCACACAUGGAGAGAUGCAGGACCAGCCCAUGUGGGGAAAUUGUUCGGAUGAUGAACUCAUCAGAACCCAACCUCAGCGCUUGCCUCAGCUUCAAACUGCAGUGCAGGAAAGUGAGGAGGAAAUAAGCAAGAUAAAGAACGGCCACCCAAGUCUGAGCAAUGGCAAUGGAAUCCACCAUGGGGCCAAACACGUAUCUGCAGAGAAUCGAAGACUCUCAGCACCCGUUUCUCAAAAAAUGCAUAGAAAAAUUCACUCCAGCUUGUCUGUAAACAGUGACAUCGGUAAGAAGAGUAAAGUAAAUGCUGUCUUUUCCCAAAAGACAGGCUCUUCACCUGAAGACUGCUGUGUCCACUGUAUCCUGGCCUGCCUGUUCUGUGAAUUUCUGACCCUCUGCAAUAUUGUCCUGGGACAAGCUUCGUGUGGCAUCUGCACCUCAGAAGCCUGCUGCUGUUGCUGUGGAGAUGAAAUGGGAGAUGACUGUAACUGCCCUUGUGACAUGGAUUGUGGCAUCAUGGAUGCCUGUUGUGAAUCAUCGGACUGCCUGGAAAUCUGUAUGGAGUGCUGUGGAAUUUGUUUUCCUUCAUAAAUAUUUAUCUUCUGUUUGCGUUAAAACUGGAGAGUAUUUUAAGUUUUUUCUUUUGAGGUAAAAGAAAAGCAUGUGGUAAAAUUCUCAUCAAACAACCCAGUACUUGCACUGUUAACUCAUUAUUUUAGGUAAUCUCUGAAAGCCUGUUUUCCUCCCUCUAACCAAAUCCACGUGGUUUAAUAUGUGAAAUUUUAACUACUUUUAAACUUGUUAAUAGGUUGCAGUGACUGAGGAACAUUUGGGCCAAAAACAGAAAAAAAAAAAAAAAAAAAAGUCUCCUCCUUUUUAUACUUAUCUCUCUCUGUUUCUUUUAACCCAUCUUAGGAGCCCCUUGCUCCAAAUGUAUUCUUUUUCAGUGAUUAUUUAAAUCAGACAAUUUAUUUUUAAUGUUUUUACAAUGGUUAAAAGUAAGCAUUCUUUAGAGUAAACUUUGAGAAACACACCCACACAAGCGUUGGGCACCUAGUGUUUGUGUCUACGCUCUGCUUGUUCAACAGACACUGAGUGCCUGCUGUGUGUGACCUGCUGCAGUGCCGAGAUGGAUGGCAUUCAGCUUCCAUCCAGAGAAGCAGAGGAAAGUUUAGGCAAAGAAAGAGACUUGUAAAGAAUAAGCCAGCCCACAGGCAUAUUGAAGCCAUGAUUAUGAGAGAGAGAAACUCAAAAGGCUGUAGGGAUACACAGAAAGGAAGAGCUAACGUCUAUGGGAAUAUUCGGAAGGCUUCGAGGAGAAUGUGGCAUUUGAAGGAGGCCUCUUGGGAUGAGUGAUUCAUCUGCUGCUUGAAUGAAUUAGCUUUAGGACCAAGUUUUAGGUGACCAACCUGAGCUGACUGUGCCCUUGAGCAGUUACAAGAAAAAUGCCUCAUGUAUGUAUUUUCUUUAGUUGUGGCAAUACAUCUUUCUUUAAAAAAACUAGAGGUUAUGAUAAAGUUUUGAUAAAAACAACGCUUUAUUAAAAUAGCUAUAUUUAUAGAAUGUGGAGCACUUUUGAAAAGUUGCACUUAAAUUAGGAAAAACUUUAUAUUAAAAUCUCAGCAUUUUGAUUUUGAUUUAUUCAAACACUUCUUUUGAGAGCUUUAAGUAUUUUGCAAGGGGAAGGGUUAUUUGGUUAAUAAGCAAACCCCACAAUAUUUAUAAGCACAAUUAACCUUAAAUACAAAUUAUUCCUUCCAGUGCAGUGGGAAUCUUGACAUCCAUUACUAUGACCAAAUUUCAGUAUUGCAAUUUUACAUUAAACCCAAUGGUGGGUUAUAAAGAUCCUUAAGUGUAAAGAAAUAAGUAAGACUUAUUGAGUUACUUAUUAAGACUCAGCAAGUUACUAAGACAUUGAGACUUUGUGUGGUACAGAUGAAAAGGAGAGUAUAUUUUCCUACUACAUGCUCUUCUACUAAGCUUGAUGUCCCCAACUUGUAGUUUGGUUUGAUUUAAUGUAAUACCUUGUAGAAAUUUUGAAAGUAUAUGUUUGGAUGAAUAGUUAUUUUUUUAUUAUUCCAACUGAAUAUCAAAUUGAUAGUAAAAACAAAUACAUAUUGUUAGGAAGCCUUUUAGCAAAUCUAGGCUUUUAAGAUUUUAAAACCAAAAGCAUGGGUAUGUCACCAAUAAUUUUUCCUUUGAGAUGAAACCUAGUUUCCACUUAUAUCAUUACUUAAAAGGCUUAAAAAAGAAAAAAAUAAAUUAGCAAACUCUUGAAUCCCCUUUUAGUGCUCUUUAAACACACAUACACACUUAAACUGUCAGGCUUAAAUAGAAUUCUAGUCAACAGCUGUCUAUCUCUUCCUGGCCUAAAGAGCAUUUUUGAUGUAACAAAUGAAAUACGAGAACAUCUUUCUACUAUUUCUUAGUAACCAGAAUCUGAAUAUUAACAUAUAUCCAAAGUUAACAUGUAUAUAUAUUAGGAUGUAAGAGUAUCAACUUUAUAUUGAUAUAUAAAACCUUAUGACCUGGAAUCAUUAAAACAGUAUAUCUGUUAUACUGCAAAAAUUUCCUGCCAAACCGUUUGUCUAAUAUUUAAGUGUAUCCUGCUAUUUACAAUGAUGAUAUUAGCACUUUUAUAAUAAUGUUUCUCUGUAACAGAGAGCAUUAAUUGGUAGAAUUUUAAUCUCAUAUUUAUAUUCACAGUACUUUUCCUCUAUUGUCUAUUCUGCAGUCAUACCACGAAGUACCUUGUAUGAUUUUUUUAAAUAAAUGAAAAAAACAAAAGUAGCAAAUGUGAAAAGAUUUUCAAUAUGUAUUUUAGAAUUUCUGAAUGUAAAGUAUUUUCUUGAAUUAUAUGGCCAUAAGUGCUCUAGUUUACAGUUACAGAUUUGGUCUCUCUUUAAAUGUGGAAACGUAAUCUUAAAUAUUUUUAAACUGGACCUGUAUUAUCCUGAAUAUACUAUUUUGAAAUAAAAAAAAAGAUUUCUCUAAUCUAAUUGAUGGAUCAAUAUUUAAGUCAAUUCAACUAUAAUUUAAAA